ACACUUUUUCUAGUGCUACCGUUACUUACUCACAUUUUGUUCCAUUAGAUGCUAUUCAUUUCUAUCUCUAAAUGGCGACAACAUCUGUACUAGGACAUUAGCAGAUUUAAUUUUCAAAAUGCAUCUAACACCGAAGAUUUUAAUUAUGUUUUUUUGUGUAAGUCUUAUCCAAGAGAGAGUGCAGGGUGUCGAUCCACUUGCAACUCUUUUUGCAAAAUUCCAAAAGACACUAUUGGAUUUUUUGAAAAGUAACACACUAAUAGAAAAAAUUGUAAAAAAUUACAACGAAAAAGUCAACGAAUUUGAUGCGACUACUUUGGAUAUAGACGGCAGUCAUUUAGUUCGAAAACUGGCUAACAAAUUACAUAAAAUACUGCAAGAAAAAAUCGAGUCUUUAGAGAAUGCCGUUAACGAGGCCGAAAAAUACGCUGGUCAGCAUGGUUACGAUCCUAACCUAAAGCUUGAAGAUGUUUCGUAUAAGAAUGCUCGGAAUAUUAGGGAGAAUGAAGAAGGCUUCGUUUACGAGGAACGUCUUAUGCGAAAUGUUUCAUAUAAUUCUUCAAGCGUUCAUAUUCCAGUAGAAAUUUAUGAGGGUGAUUUACACAUAUUGAAUGACUUAAAAUGGACGAACAAGUUGGAUGAAGUAUGGUAUAAUAAUUCUAAAAACUAUGACAAUAUGCUAUUGCAGUAUUUUGGAAGUCAAACUGGAGUUCUGCGGGUUUUUCCCGGAAUAAAAUGGUCUAACAUUGAACCAGAUUUAUAUGAUGUCCGUAGACGUCCUUGGUACACACAGGGAGCCAGUUCUCCAAAAGACAUGCUAAUACUUAUAGAUACGAGUGGAAGUACAUAUGGACAAGCCUUAUCUUUAAUAAAAGAGACUGCUAAAUCUCUAAUUAGCACGCUUGGACAAAAUGAUUAUGUCGCUGUAGCAAACUUUUCAGAUCAAGCGGAUUAUGUAGGAUGUUUCCGAAAAUUUGUUCAAGCAAACCCAAGGAAUAAACAAGUUCUUUUGAAAGCUAUAGACGAUUUACAAGCUAAGGGAAUGGCAAAAUACAACAAUGCUUUUAAAUUUGCAUUUGAAAGGAUAAAGGAAUUCAACAAGUCAAUGGAUGAGGGGGAUUUAGAAGGAGCUAAUUGCAACAAAGUAAUUAUGUUUCUUACUGACGGAGGAACGGAUACUGCAGAAGAGGUUUUCGAAAACUAUAAUUGGCCAGAAAAGAAAGUUAGAAUAUUUACUUAUAUGGUUGGUCCUCAACCAAAUCCUUACGCCGCAGUUAGAUGGAUUGCUUGCGCUAAUAGAGGCUAUUAUUCUCGCGUACCAGCAAUGGGUGACAUUCGAUCUACAGUACAGAGCUACUUACACGGUAUCAGUAAAGAAUACCCUAAAACUUGGUCCAUUCACCGUACAUGGUCCAAAACUUAUUUGGAUUAUAUGAGAUUGGGUAUUAUGACAACUGUAACAUUGCCUGUUUACAACAGAACGCGAGACUUAGAUAAAAAUGACACAUUGUUGGGAGUAAUGGGAACUGAUGUGACAAUUGAUGAACUGAAGAGACAUAUACCUUGGAAGAAACUUGGGCCAAACGGUUACGCGUUUGCAAUAAAUAAUAAUGGUUAUAUUCUUUUUCAUCCUGAUCUCAAAGCUCAACACGGAUGGUUAUCGGAUCCUCCUACAGUAGAUUUAUUAGAAAUUCAAAUAGAAAGCGAUGAUCUAAAAUUGGUUCGAGAAGAGAUGAUUAAUAAAACUGAGUCAACUAUGACUGUAAAAGGUUUAACUAGAGUUACUAGUGACGGUCAUAUAUUACAUAAUACAAGAACGUAUCACUAUAUUGGAAUUGAAAAUACAACUUUUAGUAUCGCUAUUGUAUUACCACCGUAUCGCAAGCACAUGUUUGACAAGGUUAAUAAAGACAAAGAUCGAUUUUAUAGAGAAGCAAAACACAUGUUGAAAGAUGAAAUGAUGGUCAUUUCUCCUUGGGAAUGGUGCGAAAAUAUUACUUCAAUUCCAGACUUAUUAAACAUUGAUCUUCCUAGUUUAACUUGUGACCAUAAGUUAUUGGAUCAUUUGUUAUUUGAUAUAAUUUCUACUAGUUCUUUGCCGAAUAUUUGGCAGGAAGCUAAUCCAAGGCAACCGAUUCUGUCGUUCUUUUUUGCAUCGGGUAGUGGAAUGACAAGAUUUUACCCAGAAUCAUCUCGAGAUACUUAUCUUAGUAGUGCUGACGUUUGGGAGUCAACUUUUUUCAAAAGAGCAUUGGACUUGGAUAAAUGGUUUUUUUCUACAUCUGACGCAAGCGAAUGUAUGGAUGAAAAUUGCACAGCAUCAAUAAUUGCAGGAAAAUCAGUGGGAACAUUUUCCGGCACUGUGAAAGACGCAGUCAUUGGUGUUAAAAUACCUCCAAAGUCAUUAAGAGAUAUUUUAAGAAGUAAUAUAAAUAGAUGUACGGAUAAAAACUUCUGUCUAUUGUUAGAUGAUGGAGGCUUUUUGGUAGUUUCAUCAAAUGAAAACGACGAUAAAUAUAUUGGUUCUUUCUUGGGAAGUAUCACUGAUCAACAAUUGUUUGUGCAGAUUAUGGCAUUACUGAUAAAGGAAAAUAGAUUUAAUGAAACAAAAGUUUACGACUAUCAAGCGUCUUGCAGUAUUGUUCAACGCACAGUCAGUGGCGUUGGAAAAACCGCAAAUUUGCCUUUUUUCUAUGAACUUUUGACUUUUAAAUGGUGGAAUUUGAAAAUAUCAACUAUAAUUGGAUAUUUUAAUUUAUUUUGGGCACUACUUACAUCUUCAUCUGUGUCAAACACGGUAGAUGCCAUUGGUUCUCCUAUCACUCAAAACAGAAGUUGUAUUAAAAAAGAAUCUCUAUAUUUAUUGCAAAGAUCAUCUGAUCCUCAUUUUACACGAACACUCUCCGGAUGUAACGGAUGUACGAGAGGAAGUGUUCAGGGUUAUGAAAUAAAGGAAACAAAUUUGUAUUUAGUCGUAUUUAAAGAUGCAGCUACGAAAUGCGAGCCAUCGUGUUAUGAUGAAUUUCUCCAUCAUAAACCAGUAGAAAAUAUCCUUUUUUUAAAUAGUUUCAAAGUUGUAGUGAUAUCAAAUUCUUAUUUUAAAAGCCAUUUUUUCCUUAACUCAAUCUUACCUGAUGAUCCGAAUUUUAUAGAUGAAAAAUGUGACGUGGAAAAAAGAUUUCGGAGACGGCCUGAAUUUUGUUUUGACAACAGUAUGAGCCGGGACAUUCAACAAUGUGGAGGUUUUUGCUUUCUUCCAAACAUCGGGGCGAUUUUCAGUAUGGUUGUUCUAGCUUUCAGGGUUAUACAACGCUAAUCAGUCGACGGUUGUGAUUUUUUUUAACUCUAUCCAUUAUAUAAUGUUUACUUUAAUGGAUAUGUAUCACGUAAUCAAUUGUUUUUAUAACAUUUAAAUCCUUUUUUUGAGAGACUUUUCAUACCCAAUCUGUAAGACAAUGACAAGACCUUAAUCUUACGAAUUUGUAGCUACUCACCUACAGAACUGAAUUCAGCGCAUACUUAUUAUAUAAAUAUCUACUUCGUGUUGCGAAUUCGCUCCUAGUUUGAUUUACACGCUCUAGCAGACUUGCAGUUUAAAACUGAUGAAUGUUGAUAUGUAAUAUGGAUGUUAAUUUUUCCUGUAAUAAAAUUACUGAAUUGUUUUAAGUAAUUCGUUUUGUAAAAAAUAAGCUCAAUUACAAUUAUUUCAUUUUA
Molecule: messenger RNA, 3714 nt
Organism: Dimorphilus gyrociliatus
Lineage: Eukaryota; Metazoa; Annelida; Polychaeta; Dinophilidae
Source: the annotation of a GenBank genome assembly